Messenger RNA from Polychytrium aggregatum, 396 nucleotides. RefSeq lists its product as uncharacterized. Gene Ontology annotation, molecular function: cyclin-dependent protein serine/threonine kinase regulator activity; protein kinase binding. The annotation marks the transcript as partial. Gene Ontology annotation, cellular component: nucleus; cyclin-dependent protein kinase holoenzyme complex. The record is from RefSeq and is a predicted model, not a curated record. Gene Ontology annotation, biological process: regulation of cyclin-dependent protein serine/threonine kinase activity. Lineage: Eukaryota; Fungi; Chytridiomycota; Chytridiomycetes; Polychytriales. The transcript has a single exon.
ACGUCGGUCUCGCCCUUCGAAGCCACAGCCGCGCUGCCGUCGUUCGAGCACUCCACCAACUUGAUCCACAGCGUCUUGGUCUCGACCUCGUCGUUCAUCCCCGUCUCUGUCGUCAUCGUCGCCAUCACCCUGAUUCAGUCCAUCGUCCUGAAUCGCACCCGCUACAUCUCCGAGGGCUCUGAACCGCAUCUGUUUGUCAUUGCCCUGAUGGUGGCGCACAAGCUGCACGACGAUCACUCUGUCGUCAACGUUGCCUGGUCCAAGGUCACCGGCCUGCCCAAGCAGACCGUCGCCCUGAUGGAGCGCGAGUUCUGCCUCGCGCUGGACUACCGCCUCUUUGUCCACCAACACACCUACGACCAGUGGGUCGACUACUUUGUCCUCCACGAAAAGCUC